ACAGUUUAAAGAAAAAGGAAUAAAUCGAUUCGUGAGGGAUUGGAAGAAGGAUUGGAGGCGAUCAUUUGGGCGAUGAGGAAAGCUUCGAUGGAUGGUCUCUUGAGAGACAAUAAGACAAUGUUGAAAAGACAUGGCGAAGUGCUACCACACGAUGUCGUUGAGCUCAUCCUGGAGAAACUUCCUGUGGUGUCUCUGCUGAGAUCCAAGUCUGUAUCAAAGACGUGGAAAGCGACAAUCGAGUCCCCAAGUUUCAAACAGAGACAACUACUGAUCACCCUUAGGAAAUCACGAGGUCCAGAUAUCCUAUACGUGACCGGGUUUGGUAAUGAAGAAGAAAUAUUAGAAGAAGGUAAUAUUAUGGUGGGGGCUUGUGUAAUUCGCAGCCUCAAGUUCCCUACAAGGAGCGACAAGGUUUGCUAUGGUGCUUGUGACGGACUUGUAUGUCUUUUCAGCAACCGCAACCCGAGUGUCAUCUUUAAUCCCACCACUAGAUGGCGUCGAAGCUUUCCUCAUGCGAGGGUUCAACCGCGCAUCAUCUCUGACGCUCGCGCGUGUAAAAAAAGAGUCUGCCACACCCGAGAACCUCAGCUAGGAUUCGGCAAAGACAAAGUCAGGGGCACAUACAAGCCGGUUUGGCUCUUUAACUCAUCUGAGUUUGGCCUAGACAAUGCCACCACUUGCGAAGUUUUCGACUUUACCACUAAUGCUUGGAGGUUUCCCUCAAUGGUGAAACUACCCGUAGCUAGGAACAACAAUGGAAUCACUUUGGCAUUUGCAAGUAAUUUUGUCUUUUCAUAUAUGCUUUGUUGUAUGUGUAGAAGAAGCACGUUUGUUUUAUUGAAUUUGCAAACUAUCAAAAGGAUUUACUUACUAUUAUGUGUGUAUAUUACAUUAGCAAGGGCAUAUCAUUCAUCCAUGUACUAGCAUCCUGAUCACUUGUAACCCCUUCAUACAAUUUCAUGCUUUAGCUAGUAAUAUGAUAUCUUUUAGGGAGAUA
Messenger RNA from Brassica oleracea var. oleracea, 997 nucleotides. RefSeq names its product F-box protein At1g11270-like. NCBI's taxonomy places the organism in Eukaryota, Viridiplantae, Streptophyta, Magnoliopsida, Brassicales, Brassicaceae. The transcript has 3 exons. Gene Ontology annotation, molecular function: protein binding. Bases 73 to 924 code for a protein of 283 amino acids. The record is from RefSeq and is a predicted model, not a curated record.